This is a messenger RNA of Sorghum bicolor (sorghum), 1710 nucleotides long. RefSeq names its product protein DETOXIFICATION 40. Bases 70 to 1560 code for a protein of 496 amino acids. The record is from RefSeq and is a predicted model, not a curated record. Gene Ontology annotation, cellular component: membrane. Lineage: Eukaryota; Viridiplantae; Streptophyta; Magnoliopsida; Poales; Poaceae. Gene Ontology annotation, molecular function: antiporter activity; xenobiotic transmembrane transporter activity. The transcript has 7 exons. Gene Ontology annotation, biological process: xenobiotic detoxification by transmembrane export across the plasma membrane.
GUGAUUCUGAUCACAAUCAUACAACAGAGCCACACAGAGAGUCAGACUGUAUCACCUAUCAGUCCGUCGAUGGGUCGGACAGGUGACGACGACCACCGCGUCGUCGACUGCCGGCUGGAGGCGCUGCUCUCCGGCGCCGCCUCCGAGGCUCCAUGGCUCCGUCGCAUGGCGUCUGCGACGGCGCUGGAGCUGCGUCUGCUGGCUCCCCUCGCCGCGCCGGCCGUGGUGGUCUACAUGCUCAUCAUCGUCAUGUCGUCGACCACUCAGAUCGUGUGCGGCCAGCUCGGCAACGUCCAGCUCGCCGCCGCCUCCCUCGGCAACAACGGCAUCCAGGUCUUCGCCUACGGCCUCAUGCUGGGGAUGGGCAGCGCGGUGGAGACGCUGUGCGGUCAGGCGUACGGCGCGGAGAAGUACGAGAUGCUGGGCGUGUACCUGCAGCGCUCGACGGUGCUGCUCAUGGCCACCGGCGUGCCGCUCGCCGCCAUGUACGCGCUGUCGGAGCCGCUGCUCCUGCUGCUGGGCCAGUCGCCGGAGAUCGCCGGCGCCGCCGCCGAGUUCGCCUACGGCCUCGUCCCGCAGAUCUUCGCGUACGCCGCCAACUUCCCCAUCCAGAAGUUCCUGCAGGCGCAGAGCAUCGUGGCGCCCAGCGCCUACAUCCUGGCGGCCAGCUUCGCGCUCCACGUCCCGCUCAGCUGGCUCGCCGUCUACGGGCUGGGCCUGGGCCUGCUCGGGGCCUCGCUCACGCUCAGCCUCACGUGGUGGGUGCUGGUCGCGGGGCAGUUCGCGUACAUCGUGUGGAGCCCGCGAUGCCGGGCCACCUGGACCGGGUUCACGUGGGCCGCAUUCGCCGACCUGCCCGGGUUCGCCGGCCUGUCCGCCGCGUCGGCGGUCAUGCUGGCGCUCGAGGUCUGGUACUUCCAGGUGCUCAUCCUCCUCGCCGGCAUGCUGCCGGACCCGCAGGUCGCCCUCGACUCGCUCACCGUCUGCACGUCGAUCCAGUCAUGGGUGUUCAUGAUCUCUGUGGGCUUCAAUGCAGCGGCCAGUGUGAGAGUAGGGAACGAGCUGGGCGCCGGCAACCCCAGGUCUGCGGCGUUCUCUGCAUGGAUGGUCACCGCCCUGUCGGCGUUCGUGUCAGCGAUAGCUGGCCUCGUCACUUUCCUGCUCCGGCACAAGCUCAGCUACAUCUUCACCAGCGGCGAGGUCGUCUCGCGCGCCGUCGCCGACCUGUGCCCACUGCUCGUUGGGACCAUUGUGCUCUGCGGGAUCCAGCCCGUGUUAUCAGGUGUGGCCGUUGGCUGUGGGUGGCAAGCAACGGUUGCCUACAUCAACAUUGGAUGCUACUACUUCAUUGGCAUACCCCUCGGCGUGCUCCUCGGAUUCAAGUUUGAUUUUGGGAUCAAGGGAUUGUGGGGAGGCAUGAUUGGGGGUACCCUCAUCCAAACACUCAUUUUGAUCUGGAUCACCUUAAGAACUGACUGGAACAAGGAGGUGGAGGAAGCGCGGAAAAGAUUAGAUAAGUGGGACGAUACAAGGCAGCCUCUUCUCGCAAGCAAGGAGUGAUCCAUGGUCAGGUAUCAGGUGUGGAUGAAGAGUCAAUAAGCUUCUGCUAGCUCAUCCAGUAUGAAAUUAUCUUUCAGUGGCCAUCGCUUUUGUCACCGCUAACUGCAAAGAUAGACCACGCAAUUCAGAAAUGUACCAAUUCAUAGCUUC